CUGUGAGCGCGCGGGGUGGUGUCGCGGUGUGCGGGGGUGGCCGGGCGGCUCCAUGUGGGGGGUGCUGCGGGCCGCGCUGCGGGCUACGGGGCGGGUGGGUUGGCCCGCUGCCCUCUGUCGCCCCAUGGCUGCUUCGGGCCCGGCGGCAGUGGCCCGGGGAUCCGCCAACACCGCCGGCAUCAUCAUCAUUGGCGACGAGAUUCUCAAGGGCUACACGCAGGAUACAAACUCCUUCUUCAUGUGCCGGCGACUUCGUGCGCUUGGCGUGAGUGUCGCCCGGAUCUCGGUAGUGCCCGAUGAUGUGGAGGCCAUCGCCAGUGAGGUGGCCGCCUUUGCUGCCCGCUUCACCUUCGUGCUGACUUCCGGGGGCAUCGGCCCCACGCACGAUGAUGUGACCUUCGAGGCUGUGGCUAAGGCCUUUGGGGAGAGAGUUAUUCUCCAUCCCGAGCUGGUGGCCCUGGUGCACAAGUUCUUUGGCAAGACGGAGGUGCAGUGCCCUGAGAUGAAGCUGGCUCGUGUCCCCGAGUCCUCCCGCCUCAACUAUGGCACAGACCGGCACACUGGCAACACCUUCAAGUACCCACUAGUCAGUGUGCAUAAUGUCUACAUCUUCCCUGGCAUCCCGGCACUGAUGGAACGUGCCCUAGAUGGCCUUGCUCACCUCUUUCAAAGCAAACAGACCCACUUCCACUCCCGCACCAUCUAUGUGGCAUCCGAUGAGAUGUUCAUCACGCCUGUGCUGGACUGGGCUGACGCCACCUUCCGGGGCCGUGUCAGCUUGGGCUCCUACCCAGACUGGACCAGCAACUACUACCGUGUGAAGCUGACCCUGGAUUCAGAGUCGGAGCAGGACCUGGAGGAAGCGUACCGCUUCUUGAUGAGGGAGCUGCCACCAGGCAUUGCUGUACCAUUGGUGACAGACUGUGUCUCUCCAGCAGCUGUGGAGGUUUAUGGCCUGGCUGAGUCAGGCUCAGCCCUGGGGCAGAAGGUGGCAGCAGCUCUGCAAACCAUCGAGGAGGCUUUGGACCGGUACAGCCUGGUCCAGCUCUGCGUGGGCUUCAACGGGGGGAAGGACUGCACAGCCCUGCUUCACCUUGUCCAUGCUGCUGUGCAGAGGCAGUUCCCAGCAAGGCAGGAGAGGCUGCAGGUGCUCUACAUUCGCACUGUGUCCCCAUUUCCUGAAAUGGAGCAGUUCAUUCAGGCAACAGUCCAGAGGUAUGGGGUUCAGCUCUGCACUGUGGAGGGCUCCAUCCGGGAGGCGCUGGCCCACCUGAAGGAGCAGCAGCCACAGCUGGAGGCUGUCCUGAUGGGAACACGGCGGACGGACCCUUACUCACGCACCCUGACCCCCAUGUGUGUGACAGACCCUGACUGGCCCCCUUACAUGCGGGUGAACCCCUUGCUGGACUGGACCUACCGGGACAUCUGGGAGUUCCUGCGCAAGCUCUUUGUCCCCUACUGUAUCCUCUAUGACAAGGGCUACACGUCCCUGGGGAGCAUGGCCAACACACGGAAGAACCCAGCACUACGCUAUACUGAUGCUCAGGGCCGGGAGAGCUACCGGCCUGCCUAUGAGCUGGAAAAUGAGGAAGAAGAGCGCACCUCCCGCCAGUGAAAGCCACACUCUGGGAGGCUCCACUGGAAUGCUUCUGGGAGUGACACUGAAUAAAGUCGCUGCCUGUCAGCACUAAAUAAACCUGCUGCAGUCUGCACUGCA
Molecule: messenger RNA, 1717 nt
Organism: Poecile atricapillus (Black-capped chickadee)
Lineage: Eukaryota; Metazoa; Chordata; Aves; Passeriformes; Paridae
Gene: FLAD1
Product: flavin adenine dinucleotide synthetase 1
Exons: 7
Coding region: 53-1615 (520 amino acids)
Biological process (GO): FAD biosynthetic process
Molecular function (GO): FMN adenylyltransferase activity
Source: RefSeq, a predicted model, not a curated record